CCUAGGCCCCGCCCACCCAUCGCCUUUGCCACCCUCCAGCGGGCGAAAGAAAGAGGCAGGUAAGGGGAGGCCGUCCAAAAACGCCAGGUGUCAGGCCAGGGUGGCUAAUGGAGGGCGGCUUUUCUGGUGAGAUGAAACGGGACGGCAAAUCCCACUUCAUCCCCUUUCGGCUAUGACAACAUCAUAGUCCAAACUCCCAUUUUAUAAAGAAGGAAACUGAGGCUCACUGACUAGACAGACGUUGCCCAGAGUCGUGCAUGGAGGAAGCUUGUGCUGGAAUGGUGGCGAGGAAACCGGAGCCUAGCUCCCAAUGCAAGGCUCUUUCAUUCCCUUAGCCACCCCCGCCCCCGCCAAAACAAACAAAACACUGUCAUUCGCACAUGACCACGGACUCUGCGCGCCGGCCGCAGGCGGAGGACGGGGAGGAGCGCGCACGAGAAAGCUCCCACGCGCCCGCGGCUCGCCUCCGACGGGAAGGCGCCUCUUCCGACCGUCCUGGAUUAAAUACUUCCUACCGCAGAAGACUUAUCUCGGGGUAGGGCCGCAGCCGGAUUUCCAAAUCGCGGGUUUGAUUUUCGCGGCGUCCACUCCGCGACGCGCGCAGGGAGCGCGCCCGGCCACCUGCAGCCUCGGGCUGCGGCCAUCUUUCCGCCUGGGGCCACCUGGCCUGAGCCCUUGGUGCCCGGCCCGCUCCGUGACUGUUCUUCUUGCCGCUACUUACAGAACUCAGCCGCCUCAGCGUCUUAGAGUAGGGGACGGCAUGCACGCGGACCCUGCCCGCCACACCUGCAGAGCAGGGAGCACUUAGCCCUGGACACUUACCGGGGCCGCCACCCCGGUCCACGCACGUGAUGACAUCUCACCUGGGGCAGCACACCGCCCCGAGUCUGCGACACUGAUAACACCCCCCGGGGGCAGGAAAGCGCCACAGCCACCCCUGGUCCCCUAGAUUGUGUGAGGCUGGCAUUUCUGCGCGCCUCUUGGCGUGGACAGCACGCUGGACCGAGAUGGAGCCACAGCUUUCUCUUCCCAAACCCUGGCCUCACCGUUUUGUUUCAUACCUCACCGUUUGUUUCAAACCUCGUGGUGUUGAAAUGAUUAAAUGAGAUAAGGGGUGUGGUAGUGUUGGGCAAACCGCAAGAAAGCGGUCUGGGUGGGGUCAGGCCCUAAAAUCCUCCUCCCCCACCUCCCUGGCUUCCUUGCCUGGCUGUUUCCUUUCAGCCUUUAAACAGGCUGGCCUCUCCAAGUCCUAAAAACAAAAUUAUCAAGCCAACCUCCUCCUGUAGUGCCCCCUCGAACUAGCUUCCAAGUGUUGCAUGCGGACCUCAAACAGUGGUCUUCCCUGGCUGCCUCUGCUUCCUCAUUUCUCAACGCUUGGCAUUCUGGCUUCUCCUCCCCGACUCUGACCCUU
This is a messenger RNA of Chlorocebus sabaeus (green monkey), 1411 nucleotides long. NCBI's taxonomy places the organism in Eukaryota, Metazoa, Chordata, Mammalia, Primates, Cercopithecidae. The record is from RefSeq and is a predicted model, not a curated record.